Phyllotreta striolata is the source of this 1092-nucleotide messenger RNA. NCBI's taxonomy places the organism in Eukaryota, Metazoa, Arthropoda, Insecta, Coleoptera, Chrysomelidae. The record is from the annotation of a GenBank genome assembly.
AUGUUUACGACGUACGUGAGCGACGUAUCCGCUCUGAAGGGCUUGUACAAAGUGCUCUGCGCCUUGGGCAUAUUUCCCAUGGUCGAGAAAUCGCCCGUGAGGAACGCGCAAUUGGUGGUUUUCUCCGUUUUCAAUGUAGUUAAUUUAGUGUACGUGCCCUGGGAGUUCGCCAAAACGAUUGGGUUCUUGAAUGCGACCAUUAAGGAAAUCUUGGCGUUCGCUACCAAUCAGGGAAUAUUAACGCUGUUGAAUUUGAUCUGCUUCUACGGCAUCGUGACCAAGAGGAAGUCGUGGAAGUUGUUUUUCGAAUUGCUGGACGAGUUGAGCAGAGGGGAGUAUUCGAGGGACGUGAGAGUGGCGAAAAAAGUUGCGGUGUAUUCCGUAAUAUUGUUAAUAACGCUUUUGAUUUAUGUAUGCGAAUUUAUAUUGCUACCUUCUGCUGUACAGAUUAAUGUGUAUUUUGUGAUGUGGAUAUUUAACUACAUUCAAGCGCUUAGUAUCGUUUUGUUCGCAAUCGAAGCGCUGGAAAUAUUCAAAAAUCGAUACAUUACAUUGAACUUGAACAUUACCGAUAUUUUCUAUUCGAAAACAUUGAACCAAACGCAGCUAAACAGCAACCUCCAGAACGUUAAAAACACCAUCAUUCGCCUGCAUCAAAACUUGAAGUUGCUCGGGGAGAUUUUGGGCAAAAUGGUGUUCGUUAUGUUCGUAUGGACUUUCAUCACCAUACUCAUGUUCUUCAAUUUGUUUUUGUUUAUUUCACAAAACGAAAUGUACUACAAUAGUGUAAUGAAAGGAUUCAUUAUGAGCGGCCUGUUGUGCUCGGAACUAGCAAUAGUCGUGGUGAUCAUGAUAUUUUCUUGCGAUAAAGUGGAAAAUCAGGGGGAAGAUUUGAUAAGAACCUGCGUGUAUAUUCAGGCGAAAAUGGGCGAUGAAAAUGCUAUGACGUUGAUUAAAUUACUGAAGGAAUUGAAACCGAAAUUUUCAGCAGCGGGAUUUUUCGACGUUAAUCAAAAAAUUAUACCGACGAUAUUUUCCAAUCUAUCCACGUACUUGAUUAUUAUACUGCAAUUUAAAUUCUCUUCGCUUUAA